CCCGGGCGGCCCAUGGCCACCUAUAGCCCGAUCAUAAGUUUGAUCAGAGAGAGCGAUAGCAAAACAAAGCAGCAAACAAAACGAAGGGAACUGGGGACAUGGCAGCUUCUUCAUUGUUGAAGAACAAAUACUGGAUUCUUAGACAUGGCAAAAGCAUCCCUAAUCAGAAAGGCCUCAUUGUUUCCUCUUUGGAAAAUGGGGUACUUCCAGAGUAUCAGUUAGCAGAGUUGGGUGUUAAACAAGCCCAAUUGGCUGGGGAGCAAUUCCAAAAGGACUUGAAGGAUGCUAAUAUUCCAUUGGAAAACGUUCGCAUUUGUUACUCUCCGUUUGCUAGAACAGCUCAUACUGCUAAAGUGGUUGCAUCUGUCUUGAAUCUUCCAUUUGAAGGUAGUCAAUGCAAGGUGUUUGAAGAUCUUCGGGAACGUUACUUUGGCCCUUCAUAUGAGCUUUCAUCACAUGACCGGUAUCCAGAGAUAUGGGCGCUUGAUGAGAAAGAUCCAUUCCAGCGUCCAGAAGGUGGAGAAUGUGCUGCUGAUGUUGUAUCACGUCUAUUGAAGGCCAUUGGAGAAAUGGAGGCUAUGUUUGAAGGGUGUUCAAUAUUGAUAGUCAGCCAUGGUGAUCCCCUCCAAAUGUUGCAGACAAUACUCAAUGCUGCUAAGGAAUAUAAAGAAUCCAGCUGCAGUAGUUAUUUGGCAAGAUUAGAAGCUGUUAAAGUUCCAUCUGUCUUGUCACAGCAUCGGAAAUUUGCCCUGGAAACCGGUGAGCUGCGAUCCGUGGUUUGAAACUACAUCACCUCAAUCAUGUAGGGGUAUGUUGAUAUACUUUGGACCAUUCGUAUUCUUGCUGCAGAACCUCUUGGUGUAUUUCUUGCAAUAUUUAUCUGGCUAUCAUUUUUCCUUUGAAUACCCUAUUGGAAAAGGGAAACAUCAUGAUUUAGUCUUUCUAAUAAGUUGUAUAUGCUGACUUGAUAUGUGCUCUUUUAGCUGUUUAUCCAGUUUUUGUAUGGAAGUCAGCUUUGUGUAUGAUUUCAGUACCAUAAUAUAUGAAGUCAAACUGAGUAUUGAACA
Molecule: messenger RNA, 1067 nt
Organism: Chenopodium quinoa (quinoa)
Lineage: Eukaryota; Viridiplantae; Streptophyta; Magnoliopsida; Caryophyllales; Amaranthaceae
Exons: 6
Coding region: 99-782 (227 amino acids)
Source: RefSeq, a predicted model, not a curated record